Drosophila ficusphila is the source of this 3769-nucleotide messenger RNA. It is a transcript of the gene foxo, whose product is annotated as forkhead box protein O. Gene Ontology annotation, cellular component: nucleus. Bases 633 to 2453 code for a protein of 606 amino acids. The transcript is spliced from 11 exons. The record is from RefSeq and is a predicted model, not a curated record. Gene Ontology annotation, biological process: regulation of transcription by RNA polymerase II. Gene Ontology annotation, molecular function: RNA polymerase II cis-regulatory region sequence-specific DNA binding; DNA-binding transcription factor activity, RNA polymerase II-specific. Lineage: Eukaryota; Metazoa; Arthropoda; Insecta; Diptera; Drosophilidae.
ACACAGUGAUCUUUCGGACCCUCUUCUUAACAAAAGAUCUAAAAACGUUGAAUCGUAAAUUGCAAAUCUGUCAAAGAAAUGUGGAAAAGUUUACGGAAUCAUAACAUGUGAAUGUGCGGAACUCAAAACUAAAGCGUAGAAAGAACGCGUUCGUUUUUUAUUCGCUUAAGCAAAAUCCACCGCCCAAUAACAAGAAACCCAGUUUAUGUGUGUGCGUGUGAGCAAGAAAUUAUGCCAGAAGAAAUCUAAAAAAUAUAUAUUCAACCGCUAAAAAUCAAGAAAUCCGCACAAGUUUUGCUCAAAACAACAACACAAAUAUAUACUACCAAUAAAACAAACAAGCCCAUUAAAAAGUGCAAAAUAACAAGGAAAAUAAAGUAAAACAGUGCCAGUUUCUAGCAACAACAACAACAACAAGAGAACGGCGAUCAACAAAUUCCACCGGCAGAAUCAACAAAUUAAAUAACGCAGUCAACAAGGAGAAACGAUUUGGCAAGCGAUUUUACAUUGCAAACUUUUGGCGGGUGUCUUUUGAUCGCGAACCCUUCCAACUACUUCUAUUUUUUUGUGCGCUGGCGAGGAGAGCUUGAGGCACCGCAAAGCUGCAACUGCACAACGACCUUUUCUACCCCAUGAUGGACAGCUUCGCGCAGGACUGGCCCACGUUGACCCACACAGACAACGGCCUUGUGAUGGACCAGCUGGCCGUGGGGGUGGACCUGCCCGUCGAAGUGGGCUUCGAGCCCCAGACGAGAGCCAGAUCCAACACAUGGCCAUGUCCGCGGCCCGAGAACUUCGUGGAGCCCACCGACGAGUUGGACAGCACAAAGGCCAGCAAUCAGCAGUUGGCCCCAGGAGACUCACAGCAGGCUAUACAGAAUGCGAAUGCAGCCAAGAAAAACUCAUCGCGUCGAAAUGCAUGGGGAAAUCUAUCCUAUGCGGAUCUCAUCACGCAUGCCAUUGGAUCGGCCACCGACAAACGACUGACUCUGAGCCAGAUUUACGAGUGGAUGGUCCAGAAUGUGCCAUACUUCAAGGACAAGGGCGAUUCGAAUAGCAGUGCCGGAUGGAAGAACUCCAUACGUCACAAUCUGUCGCUGCACAACCGAUUCAUGAGGGUGCAGAACGAGGGCACCGGCAAGUCCUCCUGGUGGAUGCUCAAUCCGGAGGCCAAGCCCGGCAAGUCGGUGCGUCGCCGUGCCGCCUCCAUGGAGACGUCGCGCUACGAGAAGCGACGCGGCAGGGCCAAGAAGCGGGUGGAGGCACUGCGGCAGGCCGGCGUGGUGGGUCUGAACGAUGCCACGCCCUCGCCGAGCAGCAGUGUCAGCGAGGGGCUGGACCACUUCCCGGAGAGUCCGCUCCACAGUGGCGGUGGCUUCCAGUUGUCGCCCGAUUUCCGGCAGCGCGCCUCAUCCAAUGCCAGUUCCUGCGGACGCCUGAGUCCCAUUAGGGCGCAGGACCUCGAGCCCGAUUGGGGAUUCCCCGUCGACUACCAGAACACGACGAUGACCCAGGCCCACGCCGAGGCGCUCGAGGAGCUCACGGGCUCCAUGGCGGACGAGCUGACGCUGUGCACCCAGCAGCAGCAAGGGUUCAGCGCCGCCUCGGGCCUCCCCUCGCAGCCCCCGCCCCCGCCCUACCAGCCGCCGCAGCACCAGCAGGCGCAGCAGCAGCAGCCCCCCUACGCCCUCAACGGCCCCGCCCCCGGCUACAACACGCUGCAGCCGCAGUCGCAGUGCCUGCUGCACCGCUCCCUCAACUGCAGCUGUCUGCACAAUGCAAGAGAUGGUCUCUCGCCGAACUCAGUCACCACAACCAUGUCGCCCGCGUAUCCAAACAGCGAGCCCUCCUCGGACUCCCUGAACACGUAUAGCACCGUGGUGCUGGAUAAUCCUGCGGAUACUGCCGCACUUUUGGUGCAACAGCAGCAGCAGCAGCAGCAACAACAACAGCAACAACUGUCCGGGAACUUGGAAGAUAAUAACUGCGCCUCUACUUUGAUAGGACAAUGCCUCGAGGUGCUCAACAACGAGGCGCAGCCGAUAGACGAAUUUAAUCUGGAGAACUUUCCGGUGGGGAAUCUGGAGUGCAAUGUCGAGGAGCUGUUGCAACAGGAGAUGAGCUAUGGCGGCCUGCUGGACAUCAACAUCCCGCUGGCCACGGUCAGCACGAACUUGGUGAACAGCAGCAAUGGACCCUUGAACAUCAGCAACAUCAGCAACCUGAGCAACAUUAGCAACAUCAGCAGCAAUUCCGGCAGCAGUCUCAGCCUCAAUCAGCUGCAGCAGCAACAGCAGCAGCAGCUGCAGCAGCAGCAGCAACAGUUGCUGCUGAACAACAACAACAACAGCAGCCUGGAAUUGGCAACACAAGCGGCCAGCACAAAUCUGAAUGCCAGGGUGCAGUACUCGCAGCCCAGUGUGGUCACCUCGCCGCCAUCCUGGGUGCACUAGAUGCACAUGAUGAUCCAGGACGAGGAUGCCGGGAUCACAGGACGAUCUUCAGUCGUCGUCUUCGUCGUUGUGUGUGUGCGUGUGUGUUGUUUGUGUCGCCAAUGGAACGCUUUAAACGCUAAUUCUAAGGACAAUAGUGUAAAGAGUUGUAAGCAGCCGCAGAUGGAUGGGAAAACGGAGAAGUGGAAACUGGAAAAGGAGACGGAUACGGAAUCGGUGUCGCUAUCGGUUGCGCAGCAGCUGCAGGAUCAGUGAGCAGGAAGCAGGAAGCAGAAAGCAGGAAGCAGGAGCCGCAGCUGGACCGCCACUAUAAAGUUUACAAAGAUAAAUCUGGUCGCUUCUAAUCUAACAUACAUACAAUACAUAUACAUAGUUGUAUAAUUACAAAUAUAUAGUUAUGCAUUACACAUAGAAAGGAAGCAUACAAAUAAUACCAAUUAAUCACCAAUAAUUAGAUGCUACAAUUAGUAAAAGUCUCUGUGACAGUGCAAAACAACUUUGUCCACUAGCGAAGGGAAACUUGAAUUGAAUUGAAAAACAAAAACACAACACGGUUUAGUUGUUAAGUUCAACUUUGUACAUAUUAAUUUUAAUAACCUUGACGUAAAGAACCCACAAAUAAUAAUAAUAAUACCACUACUGAUAAUAAACAACAAACAAGCGUAAAACGUAAACUAAAUGUUCAAUAACUAAAUGGAAAAUAUUCUUUAACCAGCUAAGAUGCAAAACAAAAAUGGAGAAAAUGGCAACGGAAACCUAAACAAAAGAAAUUAGCACAAUUAUGUAAUAAUUUAUGCUUAAUUAAUGUAUUUAAUUGAAAAUCUAAUUGUAACUGUAUAUUUUUUCUAUAAAGAGCAAAGAAAACCCUUAAAGAAGAAUGAAACUUGUGUAAAAAUUAUGCUUAAGAUUCGCAAUGAUAUACGUAAUAAAUUCUCCGGUUAGUUAGCUCACCUAAAAACAGCUCGGCUUAAAAAAAUGAAAUCCUUUUGUUACAUAACUACGCCAACACCCAUAUGUAGAUCGUACACUUAAAAAAAACCCGAUUGAAUGUAACACUUGAACUUUCAAGAAUUAGUAAAUGUAAAUGUUGGUAGGCAAAAUAGAAAUACAAAAUUAUAACAGAAUAUCCAGAAAACUCAAACCCAAGCAAAACUAGAAGCAUAAAAUUAUAAGCAAAUACAUGCGCAUCAUUGUGUACUAUUAUGGGCUAAAUGUUAAUUAUUAACUAGAUUGUACAAUUCAAAUGUAGUUCAUACUAUUUAAAAUGAAAAACGGAGUGAAGAUGAAUAAACUGAUGAUUCAAUAUAAGAAACAAA